Messenger RNA from Enterobius vermicularis (human pinworm), 1089 nucleotides. The record is from the annotation of a GenBank genome assembly. NCBI's taxonomy places the organism in Eukaryota, Metazoa, Nematoda, Chromadorea, Rhabditida, Oxyuridae.
AUGACGCUGAUGUUCUUUUUUUCGUUGUUGGUCAUCGUCUAUGCAAUAACUUUUUGGCUAUAUAUUCCACUACCAAAUGAUAUCAGCGAUCAUUUUAAGCUUCAACUUGUAGAAUUUCUUCUACGGCUAAAAAUACGUAAUAAACUUACAAGAAUUAUUGUUUCAUUACCAUAUUUUUUCAAAGCUCGACCUCCAAAAAAUGUUCAUGUUCAAAACAGAACAAUUGCUGGUGUUCCUGUACGUGUUUAUAUUCCAAACAAAACAGAUACUGAUGCAUUAAUUUUCUUUAUCCAUGGUGGAGGCUGCAUUUCAGAGUACUAUGACAGUUUAAUGUACAUGAUUCUUUCGUUUCUUCGCCUACCCAUUGUUUCUGUGGACUAUCGUAUGGCACCGGAAUAUCCGUUUCCGACUGCAAUUGAUGACUGUGAAGCUGUUUAUGUAGAAAUUAUCAAAAAUGGUAUUGAUGGUAUCGAGUUUGAUCGUUCAAAAAUUUGUGUAGUUGGCGAUAGCGCUGGCGGUAAUCUUUCAGCUGUAUUGUCACAACGAGCUCUCAGAAAGAAUUAUUUAAGUCCAAAAUGCCAAGUUCUGAUCUACCCGGUAAUUCAUCUGUUUGAUCAAAUGUCGCCAUCGUAUCAAAAGUAUUACAAGCGAUAUAAUGGUACAGCACUGUUGAAUCCGCCGAUGCUUGCACGUUGGUGUAUGUUCUAUUUUGGAAUACCGGCAACCAAAUCAAAUGUGCAAAAAUUUUUGCAUAACCAACACAUAAGCCGGUCUCUUUUUUCUUCUUUCUUAUCUUUACUGUGUGAAAUGUUUGCUCGAAUUGGUUACAACCCAGAUUUAGCACCAAUAAUGGGCAAAGAUUUGAAUGGUUUAUGUCCGGCAAUGAUUCUAACCUGUGGUUAUGAUAUUCUUCGAGAUCAUGGACCACAGUACACUGAACUUUUGAAAUUAUACCAUGUUCCAGUAGUUUAUCGAUACUAUAAAACUGCAUAUCAUGGCAUUAUGAAUAUGCCAGCUAGUAGAAAGAAAAGAGAAAUGGUUCAGGAUAUGGUUGCGUAUCUGAAAUCACAAUUGAAUCUUAAGAACUAA